Dreissena polymorpha is the source of this 327-nucleotide messenger RNA. Its product is annotated as histidine-rich glycoprotein-like. The record is from RefSeq and is a predicted model, not a curated record. The coding region runs from base 1 to 327 and encodes 108 amino acids. Lineage: Eukaryota; Metazoa; Mollusca; Bivalvia; Myida; Dreissenidae. The transcript has a single exon.
AUGAUCCACCCACAUACAUCACCCUCGUGGUCAACCACAUACGCUACCAUCACGCCCCACCCAUAUAAACCACCCUCAUGUUUAAUCCACAAACCCCACCCUCAUGAUCCACCCUCAUACUUCACCCUCAUGCUACACCCACACAACCCAUACUCAAUGUCCACCCACAUACACUACCCUCAUACUCCUCCCACAUACCUUGCCAUCAUGCUCAACCCACAUAUACUACCCCCAUGCUCCACCCACAAACCCCACCCUCAUUCUCCACCAACAUCCCCUAUCUCAGGCUCCACCCACAUACACCACCCUCAUGCUACACCCACAUAA